AUGAUUGCGGGGACCGCCACGAGCAGUGCGAUCGCCGCCUUGUGUCUGGCGGCUGGCGUGCUGCUCCGCCCUGCCAAUUGGCUUGGCGACGGGUGUUGCUCGGGCGGUCUCGUGGGAGUCAUCUGGACGUCAAGUGCCACCAGCGCGACUGAGACCAGUGUGACCUGGACGAAGGUGGUCGUCGACGCUCCGAUCUCUUGCCCUCCGCCCGUGCCCCUUGAGUGCCCGCGCGACGGGCCAGAGAGCUCCCACGUCUUGGGUGAGGGCGUGACGGGCUCGACGGUGGAGAUCCCCAGCUGGCUGCUCCUGCUGGCGCUGGGCGGCGGAGAGGCGGGGAUUGCCUGGGGCGCCUGGCGCUGCUGCGCGCGGAGGGCGAGCGACCUCCGUCGGAGGCAGCCUCUGGGCGAGGCCCGCCUGCAGGCUUUUCUUGUCGCCGACGGCGGCCACUGGGCCAGCUUCGUCUACACUCCGGAUGGCGACUUCUACGUGGAGCAGGAGACCGACUACAGCAAUUCGGCCCUGCUCGCAGGGCGGAAGGGCUACCCAGCGGGCUUCCCGCAAGUGGUGGCCUUCAGCCGGGCGCUGGAGCCGGAUGAGGUGUCGGAGCUCGUCAAGAGGGCGCGAGCCGAGGCCGUCGCGAUGACGGGAAGCGAGGGCCCUGACCCCAGCGUGCCCGACGCGGUGAAUUGGAGGGGGGGUCGGCUGGACCUCCCGGCCUACUCCCCAGUGCAGGCGCCGCGCCUCAGUGCCUCGGGCCGACGGCUCCGGGGCAAGCAGGCCAUGCCCCUCCCCGUCGGCGACGUCGAGGGCUCGGGGGCUGCGCUUGUGCCAGCGUCGGAGCCGGGCGGUGGUGCCCCCACGCCCCUGCCAGAGGCGGCCGACGGGCAUGGCUGGCUGCGCAGCGACCUGGCCUGCUGGGACGGGGCCUUCGCCUUCGGCACCGAGCUGCGUCCCGGUCAGCCGCCGUGCGUCGGGUUGCGUGGGCGUGGCGAGUACGGCAUCGCCACCGACGGCAGCGGGGGCCAUCACCCCGUGGAGCUCGUCGAGCUCGGUCGCGUGGCGGAGUGGCGCGAGGCCAAGCUGCUGGGGGCCUCCCGGCUCCGUGGCGGUGGCGAGCCGCUCGAGAAGAGGCUGCUCGACGACGGGCCACUUCGGCCGCCCGCGCUGGCGCCCUCCACGGCCCGAGCCGAGGCGGCCGAAGUCGACGACCUCCGCGCGUGCUGGAUCGACUGCGACGACGCGGGGGUCAGAUACAAGGAGUGGAAGAAGGUGCUGCAGGCGGCCACUCAGGAGAGCGUCCAGACUGCUGGGCUCAGAGGGCCCCCGGCGUGCCUCCCCGUCUGCAGGAAGUUCCACAAGCACGGCGGGACGCCCAAGGCCUGGUUCGCCGAGUGGGCUCGCGAGGUCGGCAUCUCGCGCCAGGACCGGGCCUGGCAUGAAGUCGAGUGCCUCAUCGAGUGUCUCUGGCUGGCCGGCAGCUACGACCAGCUGAACGUCGGGGCCGCCGCGGCCCUGGAGGUGGUCGCCCGUCGGCUGCUGCAGUGCGUGGAGGCCUGCGCGAAGGGCGCGGACAAUCCCAACUGGAGCGCGGCCAAGCACUUCAGCGCCACCUCCUCGGCCCUGGACCUCGCCCCCGAGGAGAUGCGCAUGUGCGCCGCGCGCCAGGCGAAGGACGAGCUGGAGCUGGAGAGCCUCCGCAUGUCGGCGUCCACCGAGAAGAAGAUUUUGGGCUUACAAGCUGAUGUGCGGCAGCGCGUCGUGGAGGCGGCCUCCCGCUGGUGCGACGUUGACAGCGCCGUCGGCGAACGUGGAGCCUCGGCCAGGCUCUUGAAGGGGCGCUCGGGAUCUGCGCCGGCGCCUUCAUGCAGUGCCGGGUCCUACGAGUACUCGAAGGUAUCUAUGCCGAGUGACUUGCAUGACUCGCCGUCACUCAUCUCGAUGUUGCCUUCGGAGGCGAGGGGGCACCUCGAGGAUUUUGAGAAGCUUAUGCUCCGGCCCGCGCAGGAGUCGGAAUUAAUUCAACAGUAUGAAGGGGUGCCGGGCUGUCACGCCGACCCGGCGCUGCAGGGGGAUCCUCGCACCUACGGCCGCCUUGUGCGGAGGGUAGCGAGAGUCGGCAUGGCGACUUUCACUCGAGACCCGGCCUGCGUGCUGGGCGUCUUUUUCGUCGCCAAGAAGGCCGACGAGCUCAGGCUGAUCGUCGACUGCCGGCGAGCCAACCAGCUGUUCCAGAAGCCUCCAGGCGUCGCCCUCCUGAGCGGCGAGGGGUUGUCCAGGGUGGAGAUCGACGACCCCGAGGGCCUCCUGGAGGGCCUGCCGGCCCACCUCGGCGCCGGGGACGUCGCGGACUGCUUCCACAGGAUGAGGUUGGUGAAGACGGCGGGGGGCGACAUUCCGCGUUACUUUUGUUGGCCGCCCCUCGCGCCCAAGCACGCUGGCGUCUCCGAGGUCGACGGCGUGGCUGUGAGGCUGGACGAGAAGAUCUGGCCCAUGUGCGCGAGCCGCCCGAUGGGUUUCUCGUGGUCGUCGCACUUUGCCCAGACGGCGAACGACCAGCGCCUGGGUCACCAGCCCGCGCUGCGGCAGAGCCAGGAGCUCUCGGACCGGGGGCCCUCGGCGGGCCAUCCGCCUCGGCAGGGUCAGGCCCAGAGGGACUUCGACGCCGACGCGCUGCGCUUCCACGAGAUGGAGGUUUUCGACCACGGCGGACCCUCCCUGGGCUGGCAUCUUAGCGGCGACGCCCGAGUCGCCCGGCCCAGUGACAAGCGUUUCGCUCUGGUGCGCCGUGGCGUCCGGGCGCUGCUUCGGCUGAGGAAGGUCUCUGGCUGGCAGGUCGAGGCCGCCCUCGGACACGUCGCUUUCCUGUGUCUGAUGCGUCGGGAGCUCCUCUCGAUCUUCCACACGCACGCCUUCGAGGUCGCCGGCGUCAAGGUGGACCCUGGGGGCGGCGACGUGGAGCGCGACUUCCUCGGCCGGCCCGCGCGGCUCGACAGAGAGGCGAGGGGGGUCCUGGAGGCGGCGCGGCGGGGGCGCAACGAGGAUUUUGCCGAGGUGCCCAGCCGCCUCCUGGCCGGCGACCGCUGGCGACUCUUUAGUUUGGCCUUCGCUCGGAAUGUCCGACUUUAUUUCCGAUGGAUCCCCGGCGAGUUCAAUUCUGGGGGCGAGGGGGGCCGAAUCUACGAUACUUGGCAUGAUGCUGAGAAGACCGUUGUUUCCCACCUGGGCACCGAGCUGCCGCGCGCGGAGCCCGAGCCUGAGGGGCAGGCGACCCGCGUGCGCACCCUGACCCUGGAGCGGGGUCUGGCCAGCCGCCUGACGAUGCGCAGCCGUGCUCUGGAGCAGGGCCGGCCCGAGCGUCGCGUGGGCUCCGCUCGAGCGCAGACGACGGAGGCUUUCCUGGGGCAGGUGGCGGACGAGAUCCCCGACAGGUUGGCCAGGGCGCCAGGCCCGGCCGUCCGAGGCGCCCCCGCGGACAUCGAGGGAGAGGACGGCAGCGAGAGCGACGACUCCUCGGACCCCGAGGAGAGGGCGGCGACAGCGGCCCGCCAGAGGGCCUUGCGCCGGCGCGGGAAGAACCGCGCGCGCCAGUGCCUCAGCGCCCUGAUUGGCGCGGCCCUCCUAGGCGCACGGCUGACACCGCUGGAGGCCCGGUCCGUGACCGAGGCAGCUGCUGCCCAGCGCCGCCAGCGCGUCCUCGCCUUCUUGAGCUGGGGCCCCUUCUCAGAGGCGGUGCUGGAGGAGCCCGCGCGCCCGGGCGUCGCCCUGACCGACUUCACGAACCGCGAGUUCGAGCAGGGUCACAGGCCCUUGACAGUGGGCAUGCGGGUGCCCAUUGUGGUGGAGAUCGCGAGGCUGGGUGUCCUGAUGGCCGCAGUACUAACCUUGAUCAUGGCAGAGGGGUACCUGCGCCCCGGAGAGAUGCUGGGCCCGACGCCGGCAUCGUUCCUGCCACCCGCCCCAGGCGGGGUGGCCACGCGGGCCCUCCAGCUCUUCCCGCAGGAGGGCAACCUGCGGUCCAAGACCGGCGAGAGCGACGACAGCAUCCCGCUGGGCUCAAGGAGAUUCGGCUGGAUGGACGCGAUCUACCAGGUGCUCUCCAGGCGCCCCCAGGGCUCGGAGCGCCUCCUGGACUGGAGUUUCCGCGAGUACGUGAGCGUCUUCAGGCGCGCUGCCGCCAACCUGAACUGGGCAGUGGUGCCAUAUCGGGGGCGUCACACGGGGGCCAGCGCCGACCGCGCCGAGAACCUCAGAACCCAGGAGCAGGUGAUGGAGCGCGGGAGGUGGCAGACCCUUCGAAGCGUCAGGAGGUGCGAGAAGGCUGGGCGCGUCAACCAGGCGUGGCGGGAGCUAGAUGCCGAGGACCAGGACCACGUCUGGCUCUGCAUGAGGAUGAUCGAAGGGAUUUUCCUACGCGGGGACGCGGCGGCCACGCCGCCGUACCUCAGGCGCGGAGCGGAGCCCGACCCCAAGCGUGUCAGGUGUUUCAGCCAGUGCCAAAGGGGUUCCCUGGUGGCCCAUCGGCAUCGCGACGGCAUGGGGUGCGCCCAGCGGCGCGAGGCAGCUGCCAACUGGCUGUGCAGGUCGCGCGCCCACCCCGUAAGCGGCGCCAAGUGGUGGAACGGCGCGGCGAUGCAGCAGCGCGGGAAGUGUGGACAGGCAGAGCGCAUGCAGAAGUUGCUCCAGAGCCUCCAGGCGGAGGCGGAGGUCAAGCAGUUCCGCGCGGCGCAGCGCGGUGGAGGCGCCUCACCACCUGCGCCUGCGGCGGGCGACGCUGGCAGCAUGCAGGUCGACGACGACGGCGCGGAGCUCUCGGAUGGCGACAGGAGGGCGCGCAUCAAGGUCCUCGACAAGCAGAUCGAGCAGGCGGUCGCCACUGCGAAGCUCGCUCCCUGGGCCAUUUGGACGCGCGCCAUCGAGGAGAUGCGAGCGGCGCGGGAGAAGCAUGCCAGCCUGCUCCUCGCCGCCAAGCCGCGCAUGGAGAGGGCUGUCGAGGCGCAGGCGGCGCACAUCGCCAAGCUCACGGCGGAGCGAGACGCCGAGGAAGCCGCCCUGGUGUCUCAGCGGCGGGCCAUCGUCGCCUUGCAGGCCGAGCUCGAGCACUUGGUGGUCUCUGCUGGGGGCGCGCCCAAGGAGCCCGAGCUGGCGCAGCAGAUGCCCAGGCUGGGGGUCUCGGUCGAGAUGCUCGGGGCGAUCCUUUCGGGGCUGGGACUGGAGCUGCAGCAGACGCAGCAGGUGGCCCCGCAGCCCGCGGCCAAGACCGAGCAGGAACUGGGAGCGGCCUUGGCAGCGCAGCCCGCUGCGCCUGGAGGCGGCCCAGCGGCGGGCCCCGCGGCAGCCGCGUCUGCCGAGGCGGCGGUCGCCCCUGGCCAGGCCCCGAUCGAGGAGGGACCUCCUCCUGGAGAUGCCGCUUCUGCUGCUGCGAAGCCCAGGGUCGAGGGCACCGCGUCCGAGAUGCUCAACGAGUUCCUCCUGCGGAGCUUCCCUGUGGACUCCGACGUGCCAGAGGACAUGGCGGAGAAGCGUGCCCCCAUGACCAGCGAGGAGGUUAGGAGCGGGGGUGCAGUGCAGCUCCGCGCUGUUGGCAGGAGCAGCCCCCGCUCCUCGCUGCUCUGCUCCCACGGCGGCCUCGCCUACUUCGAGUGCGCUUCGGACAGGAGCCAGGCGUCCGCGCCUGCGAAGGGCUACUUUGCCGCGGCCAAUGGCGACAACUUCGGGCCGCUGAAGGCCUACCUCCAGCUGCUGGACGAGGGCUGCAAGGCUGUAGCAGCCCAGGGCAUCGCGUCGCGGAGUCGGAGGUCCCCCGAGCUGAACGCGAUCUUCGAGACCUCGGCCCUGGUCACCUACGUCAGCCACGUCAUUGCCGAGGGCCUCGACUGGAUUGCGGUGGGGGACUGGAACAUGGCUCCCGAGGUGCUGGGCCCGAGGGUGCCGGGGCCUGCCCAGGGCUUCUUGGCAGCGCCUUCGGCCCCCACCUGCGCCAAGUGCCUCCCUGGCUCGGCGUUGGACGACGCCGCGUGCAGUCGCAACCUCCUGCCCAGGAGGUUGCCGCCGCAGGUCGGCGAGGCAUCGCCGCUGCCUGUGCACGCGGCGGUCAGGUUCCCGAUUCUUAGCGGACGACCGAGUGCUGUGGAUGCGUGUGCCGCGCGAGCCAGCUGGCUACCACAUCAAGCCAGGCUUGCCAGGCUGCCGCUCACUGACCGCUGGCAGAGGACCGACAGCAUGAUCCUGGCUGCCUGCGAGGACUGCGACCUCCAGUGUUGUUGGGACGAGGUGCUCCGUGGACUGGGGGCCGAGCUGCUGAACCGCGCCGACGUCAUGGAUGUCAGCGCGCGACGGCGGCAUGAGGGACGUGCUGGUGUACCUGAGACGGCUUGGGUUCGGUUGCGCUGGGAGCCUCCCCACCUUCGGAUUCGACUUCCUCCACGAGUCCACGCUUGGGCCUCGUUGGCGCGAUGGGCCAAGCACGUGCUGCGUUCGCGGGUGCACCUGUCGAGGCUUGUGCGACUCUACGCAAAGGAUCCUGGACCUCGGGUCCUCGGCACGGCGAAGAACUUUGCGGUGUUCUGCAGGUUCUUCGAGCGCAUCGCCAAUGCCCACCACGUCUGGGAGCACGCCACCAUCCAGGUUCGCGAGCUCUUCGCCAAGGGCAUCAUGCUGUUGGUGGAGCCUGACCUGGAGGUCCUGAUGUCGCAGAUUGUGACGAUCUAUGGAGACCACCUCGCCAUCCACGCACGGGUCACAUCGGAGCGGUGGCGAGCCUGGGUCAAUGCUGCUUUUCAGAACGGCGCAGGAGGCGCGCAUCGCGCGACCAAGGUCCAGGACAGGCUUGAGCCCAUGAGCUCCUUCGGCCAGGACGAGAGCAUGAGGGGCCAUAUGUUCGAGCAGAUUAGGCGAUGGAUGAGUGGGAGUCGAUCUGGACCAGUGGCGAUGUUCGGCGACUUCUUCUGCCUGGGGACGCCCACUCGCGCCCAUGCGCUCAAGGCUGCCUUCGUGAGCUUUGUGGAGGAUGUGGGGCCCCUCGGCAUGGCCAUCAAGCUGGACAUGUCCGGAUGGCUGGGCACCACUCGCUCUGCUGCCCGUGGCUUUGCAAGGGCAGGCCGCGCUCUGCGGUUGCCACAUCGGAAGGGAGUGCGCAACCUGGGGCAUGACACCCAUGGGCGGGGCGCGGGGCGCACGGUCGCCAAGCGCCGCCUCGCCAAGCUUGGGACUAGGCAGCCGAGGGUGCUAGCUCUGCGUCUGGCUGCUGGGGAUCGCAUCCGGGCCUUGUGGCGGACAGGGUUGCUCCCCUCUGCGGGCCAUGGCUCGGCGGUGGCUGGCGCCACCGACGAGCAGCUCAAGGCGCUGAGGCAUUCCGCGGUCGCGCUCUGCUCGGGCAAGGGGGGCGGGAACAGUGGCUCCUCCACGAUCUUCUUGGCCACGCAGCGGGCCCUCGCGGCCAGCUGGCAGCGGAGCGCCCCGACUUGUCACGGCGCUCGCGGCCCGCUCGCGGCCGCCUGGUUGAGCCUCCGCAGGAUCGGCUGGGACAUGAGCUCGGACUUGCACUUGCGCACGGACGUGGGCGAGGUGCUCCACAUCCUGGCCGUUCCGCCGAAGGUCAUCGGGCACAUGCUGAAGGGCGCCCAGCCGUGCACGAGGGGCCACCAGUUCCACGAGUGCCCGAACAUCUUGGCGACUGGCUCGCACGAGGACUCCAUGGGCAUCGAGCCGAUUUCAGAGCAGGCCCCCAAGGUGAGGACCAGGCUCAUGGAGCGGAUCCACAUCAGAGCGGGCGACGCGGACUACGACAGGUUCGACGUCAUCACGGGUAUCCCGCAGGUGUUUUUUGACGUCCUUGGGGCUGAGAGGCUCCAAGACUGCUAUUGGUGGGGCGACUGGGCCUCCGACGUGGGCGACAGGAGCACCAUCGUUUACCACGGCGGGUCGGGCUAUGAGGCGGCCUGGCCCGAGCAUGCGAGAUGCGGCUGGGCAUGCGCACAUGUCAGCUUCGAGGGCCCCCCCAUUCGAGCUGUAUUCGGACCGCUGCCAGGCAGCCGCCAAACGGUGGGUCGGGCGGAGCAUCGCGCGCUGCUGACGGCCACGACGCACAUGCCGUACCUUCGGUUUGUCGUGACCGACCUGGCUGCCCUUGCGCGCGAGGUCGAGGCUUGGGGGUUCCACCAGGCGGCCUCGGGCAGUGAGUAUGCGGACAUCUGGAGGGACAUCUGUGACCUCAAGGGGGUGCGAGCUGGAUGUGGCCGAGUUCGGCCUGCUGCAUGUUGGUGUCCUGCGCGCCUCGACCUCGAGAAGUUCGCCCAGUUGGGGAACAUCGCUGGGGAUUUCUUUGGCAACCAGUGGGCGGAUUUCUUCGCCAAGGUGGGUGAGCGAUUGCACGGGCUGCCCUCCACCCUGCUGGAUCUGUACAAGGUGAAGCUCAGUGGCGCUAGGGAGGAGGCGAAGGCCCUCUCCUGGCUGAUGGCGGCGGUCGGUGAGCACACCGGCGCUGCUCGCAUGCUCGCGCCCCCCGUGUCCGCCCUGCGGCGGGGGCCCGACCUGUGCAGUUGGUCGAGUCUCGGCACGGCCUGGAGCGCCUCGGAGGCACCGUGCGGCGCAGGCGGGGACCCCCUUGUGGAGGACGUUGGGUCCGACAGGGGGUUCCCUCUGGGGAUCAG
Prorocentrum cordatum is the source of this 8648-nucleotide messenger RNA. NCBI's taxonomy places the organism in Eukaryota, Dinophyceae, Prorocentrales, Prorocentraceae. The record is from the annotation of a GenBank genome assembly.